GGAUUUUAGGUCGGAGUUCAGAAGACUUACUGAUCUUUAAAAAGGUAUUCUUUAUAGAUCAGUGAGAAGACUGCAGAUAGCAGAGAAAGGCUCUUUUGUGUGUGAGGUCAUUAAGCGUCGUCAUGGCGACUGGGAGUCGGUAACAUGAUGGCAGAACUAAGACCUGAGGUGCCUCACCGAAAUUCCAGAACAGAUCAUCUGUAGAGAAACGACACAGAAUGCCGCGAAAAGGGGAAACAACAAGAAAAUUGGAGGAUGUGGGAAUAGAUAUUGACGGCGAAGCGGAAAGUGGGACUGAGGAGGACACCAAACCCAAGGGCAGGGGUAGAGGAAGGCAAGCCGCGGGCAGAAGGGGCAAGAAUAUGGAGAGUGAAGAGGCAGAGGAUGACGAGGACGAAGAGGACGAAGCUCCUCGGAGCAAAAGACCAGCCAACAGGAGGAAGGCGGGAAAGAAGACCCAGGAUGGGGAGGAGGAGAGUGACGACGACGCCCCAAAACGAAGACGUGGCGGUGGCAACAGGAGAGGUGCCAAGGGAAAGGACACUGAGGAUGACACCGAAGACGAGCCUAAGGCAGGAGGCAGAGGGAGGAACAAGAGGGGGGCAGCUGGGGGGAAAAAAGGGAAGGAAGAGCCGAAGGGCAAAGCUGACCCCAAGGGCAAGGGCAAGGGCAAAGGGAAAGAGGAUGAUAAAAAGAAAAAGAAGGGCAAAGGAAGCAGCUCGGACUCCAAGACCGAUUCCGACGAGGAGGAGUCCAUGUCCGAAGGAGAGAUGGCCCGACUUAUGGAGGAGGUGGAGGAGAAGAAGAAACUCAUUGCCAACAUCAGAAACAAGCCAUGGCGUAUGAAGCGCCGCUUGGCAGUUCUCAGAGAAGCCCAGGUGUUUGUGGACAAAUUUGAAGGUGCUUUGGGGAAGGGUAAAGGCCGAAAGUGGUAUGCCUACAAAGUGAUGAUGAAGAAGAAAUGGAUCAAGUUUUCGAGAGAUUUCGAAAAUUUCAGGACAUCCUGCAUACCAUGGGAAAGGAAGAUCAAAGAAGUGGAAAGUCACUUUGGGUCAUCAGUAGCCUCCUACUUCAUAUUCUUGCGGUGGAUGUACGGUCUGAACCUGGUGCUCUUCAGCUUAACGUUUGGGCUUGUGGUCAUCCCCGAGGUUCUAAUGGGGCUACCAUAUGGAUCCAUACCUCGGAAAACAGUACCUAGACCUGAACAGCCUACAGCUAUGGAUUACUCUGUUCUUAUGGACUUCAAUGGCUACUGCAAAUACUCAGUGCUUUUCUAUGGGUACUACAAUGACCAGAGAACCGUUGGGCCUCUGAAGUUCCGCCUGCCACUCUCUUAUCUAAUGGUAGGGAUUGGGACCUUCGGCUACAGCCUCAUGGUGGUCAUUAGAACAAUGGCUAAAAAUCAAGAUGUUGGCGGCGGGGAUGACGCGGAUAGUGAGUUCACUUUCUCGUGGAAGAUGUUCACCAGCUGGGAUUACCUCAUCGGGAAUCCUGAGACAGCGGAUAACAAAUAUGCCUCCAUCACCACAAGUUUCAAGGAGUCCAUUGUGGACGAGCAGGAGAACCAGAAGGAUGAGAACAUCCACCUGCGGAGGUUCCUGCGUGUGCUGGCAAACUUCUUGAUCACGUGCAGCCUGGGAGGCAGCGGCUACCUCAUCUACUUUGUGGUCAGGCGGUCGCAGGAGUUUGCCUCCAUGGACGACCUGGGGUGGUACGAGAAAAAUGAGGUUGAGAUCAUCAUGUCCUUGCUGGGCCUGGUGUGCCCUCCAUUGUUUGAAACCAUUGCUGAGCUGGAGGACUACCACCCUCGUAUUGCCCUCAAAUGGCAACUAGGUCGCAUAUUUGCCCUGUUCCUGGGCAACCUCUACACCUUCCUCUUUGCCCUGUUUGACGAGGUCAACAACAAGCUUGAGGAGGAGCAGGACAUAAAGAAUAACUCCAUUUGGUUCCUGAAGGAGUACCUAGCCAACUUCUCCAUGUACAACAAUGACUCUGAGGCCACAGCUCCGCCCAUCAACCCUGCUGAUGCCAUCCGUGGACCGUGUUGGGAGACUAGCGUUGGACUUGAGUUUGUGAAGCUGACUGUUUCAGACAUCCAGGUGACCUACCUGACUAUUCUCAUAGGUGACUUCCUACGGGCCUUCAUCGUGAGGUUUCUUAACUACUGCUGGUGUUGGGACCUGGAGGCAGGAUUUCCAUCAUAUGGAGAGUUUGAUAUUAGUGGCAAUGUCCUGGGGUUGGUCUUCAAUCAAGGAAUGAUCUGGAUGGGCGCAUUUUACGCCCCUGGUUUGGUGGGCAUCAACGUCUUACGCCUGCUCAGCUCCAUGUACUACCAGUGCUGGGCUGUGAUGUGCACUAACGUGCCCCACGAGAGAGUCUUCAAGGCCUCCAAGUCCAACAACUUCUACAUGGGCCUCCUGCUCCUCAUUCUCUUCCUCAGCCUGCUGCCUGUGGUCUACACCAUCAUGUCUCUGCCACCCUCCUUUGACUGUGGUCCUUUCAGUGGUAAAUCGAAGAUGAUUGAUGUUGUCAUGGAAACAAUUGACCUGGACCUGCCGGCCUUCAUAGGGACGCUGUUUGGUUAUGUGGCAAACCCAGGGCUCAUCAUACCAGCUGUUCUGCUCAUGGUGCUUGCCAUAUAUUACCUGAACUCUGUGUCAGAAGCCUACAAGAAUGCCAACUUGGAGCUGAAAAAGAAGAUGCAGAUGGCCAGAGAUGAGGACAAGAACAGGCGUAACAACAAGGACAGCACCAACCAGGUGCAGAAGGACCUGGAAGACCUGCUCCCAAACCGAUCUUUGGCUCCUCCUCCUGCCCCAGAGAGCAACACCGAAAACAAAGAGGAGAAAGGCGGGAGGGGGACCAGAGUGAAGCCAGGUGCCGCAGGGGGCGUGAACGUGCAGAAGGACGUGUCACUGGCGUCGGCCAACCCGAACGCUCGAGGGCCAGUGACCCGGGAGCCAGGACCCCGGGGACCAGGGGCACUUCCGGGAAACCCACAGGACCGUGGCGCGAGAGGUGGAGGACGAGGUGGCCCAAGACAAUAAACUGCCCGAACCCCACUCACUAUUAGUCUGCUAAUCGCUGAUCCAUGUCACUUUUGAAGGAACCGUUGAGUACCACUGCACUUUUUAAGAAGUGUAGAAUGAACACUAAUCUCCUUUUAAAAGCAAUAUAAGCAAUAAAUGAAUGUGUGUUGGAAUUCUAAAAUGGUGUUAUAUGUUAAACAACUUGAGAUUUUAUGGACAUUGUUAGUUUAAGAUAAAUUCUUGUUAUUUUCAUGUUGAAAAUUGGUAUGAAUUAUAGACCUAUCAUUUAAGUAGAAAUUCAAUAUGGCUGAACAUUCAUUUGAUUGUUGACAUAUUGUUGAAAACAACUCUAAUGCAUUAUUAUCAUUGAUAACCACUGUGGGUUUAAUAUAAUCCUGGAAUAGCAUUAACAUAUACACUAUAGCAAAAUAAGCUAUGAUCAACAAGCACUUAGUUGUUUAUCGUUUUUUAUAUUAUGUUGUAAACCCAAUCUUUAUUGUUUCAAUAUUCCCCAUUGUAGCCUAUUUUAUCUGUUCUUAUUCUUAUCUGUAUACUAUGCAACA
Sardina pilchardus (European sardine) is the source of this 3592-nucleotide messenger RNA. RefSeq names its product transmembrane channel-like 2a (gene tmc2a). The transcript is spliced from 21 exons. The record is from RefSeq and is a predicted model, not a curated record. Gene Ontology annotation, molecular function: mechanosensitive monoatomic ion channel activity. Gene Ontology annotation, cellular component: plasma membrane. NCBI's taxonomy places the organism in Eukaryota, Metazoa, Chordata, Actinopteri, Clupeiformes, Clupeidae. Gene Ontology annotation, biological process: detection of mechanical stimulus involved in sensory perception of sound; vestibular reflex. Bases 219 to 3047 code for a protein of 942 amino acids.